AUGCCACCGAUACAGACCAACGUCGAGCCAUCAGAGGAACUGUGGUUCGCCUUUCGACAAAAACACAAUGCCGAACUAUAUGAUUUCCAACAAAAAUCUAAGCAAGCGUACGAGACAGUCCUACAGAAUAUAAACAAGGCAAAAGCGGAGCUUCUUGCCAAACACAAGAAGGAGGAAGAAGAAUUUUGGACUAAGGCGCGGGCGGCAAGUAAAGACAAGAGCAAGAGUGCGAACAAGUCUGCAGCGUCUAAGACGGGGACUCAAGGUCGAAACAAUCGUCAGCAAGCUGCAUCACCAACUCGAAAGGCUACUCCUGAACCCAAACGGACGCAAGCGGUGACCUCGAAAGCGCCUCAGACUUCUACACCUACGCCAGCAUACAACACAAAGACUCAAGCACGUCAAAGCAAGAAGAGAAGUGCUGCGGUCACAAUUAUUGAUCUUUGUUCCGAUGAAGAUGAACCGGUAAAGGAACAGACGAAGCUGGCCCCACCACCAAUUGCGAAAGACCCGGUAUUGGAAUCCCAAAAGAGCGAUAUUAUCGAGGGAGCUGUAAAGCGAGAGCAUGCUAUUCCGUCUGCGAGUCUCGAGUUGUUUGGCAAAAGCGCAAAACAGGGCACGCCAGAGCUACCGCAAUUCAAGCGUGAACAAAACCUCUCCGCUUCCCAGCCCCCAAAUCUAGUUAAACCCUCGCCCAUUGCUUCACAUGAUGCUUCGAUCGCUGCUCUUUCGACACAGCACAGCUCAAUACCUAAAGGGGGUGGCUUUGGUCGUUGGGUUUCAGCGAAUGGGUUACACAUGCCAGCUACUCAGACGCAAAAGUCUCUUCAAGGCAGUGCCUGGACACUCGGAGCUCCAGUCUCGAGAACUUUGGAUAGCACUUCUGCAUGUACGUUUUCAGCCGUUUCUACAUGGGCUACUCCCACGAUUUCUGCUUCAGAGGGCGUACAAUUGUCGAGCGGCUUGGCUCCAUCAAGACCUCCUCUACCUCGUCAGUCUGGCAGUUUGCGAUCGCAGCAAAGCGUGGACUACAGACAAGGCCAGCCACUGAUGCCUCAAGAGUCGGCAUUCCACAGGCUUCCGCUGGAUGACGCUGACACUUUGAAGGGCUCAGUUGCACCUUCACAAGAUGAGCACGAGGGCAAGCCUAUUUCCCAGCCACUGGAGCCAAGUGCUGAAGACAAAUUGAUGCAUGAACCUCCCCGAACUCCACCAAGGCCACAACAGUACAUCUCCAAUAUGCCUCUACCACCUGGACGGUCCUCUCACACUCCCGACGCACUACCUCGAAGUUUCAUGGCUCCUAAGAACACAAGCUUCAGAAGACCUGACUUUUCAGCCAGCGUCACGAAGGACAGCAUGCCGGCUGCUAGAAAUGUGCGUGCUGGCUCACAAGCUUCAGCUUCAACGUAUCGUGCCUCCAGCAUAACACAGAGUCAAUGUGACUUGUCAGCUACACCUCGAACUUCUGUCUCAUCUUUGCGCUCGGGUAGACGAAAGCGAAAGGUAAUCGACGUAAGUAGCGAUGAAAGUGACUAUACCCCGCCAUCUGAAGACGAUGAGCCUAGGUCUCCCAUUAUUGUAGAAGAGUUGUGCAAGAGCGUGAAGGGCAAUGCGGAGAAAUUUGGGCCAGUGACAAAGAAGACCAAGUUUCCUCCACCGCCGCCGCCGGCCAUGGCCUCAAAAAGCGUGUUCAGCAAAGGCAAGAACGGGUACGGCUUCCAGCCCACGUCAAGACCGAAACCUGAGGUCGGCAACCAAGCAGCACUCUCGUUGCCAAAUCAACCACAGCACGCAUCUAUCACGAAGUCUCAGCUGUCUCCACCAACCGCACCGACACCUGCGUCAAAGACGCCCACGAAGCCCAUAGCCACCACACGAGCAGUGCCAGUCUCACGCUCCCCUCGCAAGGCCAAACUUGACGCCUCAGCGAAGAUAUCCCAACUCAGCGAAAUCGAAUUGAGAAUUCGUAACGACAUCGCCGUUGACGAAGCAAAUGGUUACGAAGCGCCUGAAACUGGCGUAGUUGAGCAACUUAGAGGCAGCAUGAGGAGCAUGUCCAUCACACCCGCUCCUAACAACACAGAAGACCAGGGCAUCACUGCAGAGAAUGUGGGGAUGCUGGCCGACCUUUCAGAUACUGAGAGCACUAUAGCGGUACAAAGCACAAAGCACGGCGCGGGAUGGAACUCUUGGACUCACUCUCGCAUCAACGGCGAUAGGAACCUCGCCAAGUUGCGCCCUAAUCGUCCGUUAGUACAAGAUGAAGACGACGAUGACGAUGACCCGGAUAUCAGACAGGCAGAAUCUUAUGAAAUCAAGAAAGAUGGGCGGUGGCAAUCGCGCACGUGUAGUGAGCGCGACUGA
Molecule: messenger RNA, 2367 nt
Organism: Alternaria postmessia
Lineage: Eukaryota; Fungi; Ascomycota; Dothideomycetes; Pleosporales; Pleosporaceae
Exons: 4
Coding region: 1-2367 (788 amino acids)
Source: RefSeq, a predicted model, not a curated record